Solea senegalensis (Senegalese sole) is the source of this 1882-nucleotide messenger RNA. It is a transcript of the gene slc25a19, whose product is annotated as solute carrier family 25 member 19. The transcript is spliced from 7 exons. The record is from RefSeq and is a predicted model, not a curated record. Gene Ontology annotation, biological process: thiamine pyrophosphate transmembrane transport. Gene Ontology annotation, molecular function: thiamine transmembrane transporter activity. Bases 517 to 1503 code for a protein of 328 amino acids. Gene Ontology annotation, cellular component: mitochondrial inner membrane. NCBI's taxonomy places the organism in Eukaryota, Metazoa, Chordata, Actinopteri, Pleuronectiformes, Soleidae.
CUAACCCGGAAGUGGUUAUUACUCUGCAUAGUGUGCUAAUGUAUAUGAGUAUAAAUUACCGUCUGAAUGGGAAAUUAAGCGUUUCUUGAGUCCGGGUUCAGCUCCGCCGUAAUCAUUUCAUUUAUGACGUACUUCUAUUUCAAGGUAACUUUAUUUACAUGAUACAUACUGUACAUAGACUGUCUCCCUAUGUCUCAAGGUCCUACUUCAUGUCCUUUACAAUACACACAAUAGCUGCUUUGUGUUUUUCUCUUAUUUCUCUUCAUAUUAUAUAAUAUCAUACGGUUUCAUAGUUAUAUGUAGUCUAGAUAUUGGCAACAACAAUAACAACAAUAAGCCCAUCGCAAAGAUCCAUGUAGAGUUUAACAGUAACUUUGUAUUUAUUUGUAUGUAUACUUACAUGUGUCAUUUGACAGGCGAGUACACGUUAUACCGGAGGGUUAUAAGUUAUAUACUUAUAACCCUCCGGUUUGGAUCAUUCUUUCUCUGUUAGCAGAACUCUGAGUGUGUGGAGACAUGGUGGGCUAUGACCCCGGCUCUCAGUCUGCAGUUCACUCUCCAGAAGCAGCAGCUCUGGCUGGGUCAACUGCUGGACUGGUAACCCGAGCCCUAAUCAGCCCAUUUGACGUCCUGAAAAUCAGAUUUCAGCUGCAGAUUGAGCAAGUGUCGUCACAAAGGCCGGAGGGGAAGUACUGGGGAUUAUUUCAAGCAUCUCGCUGCAUUUACUCUGAGGAGGGGCUGUCUGCUUUCUGGAAGGGCCACAUCCCGGCUCAAAUGCUCUCCAUAUGCUUCGGCGCUGUCCAGUUUGCCAGUUUUGAGUUUCUGACUGAGACGGUCCACAAGUCGACGCCGUAUGACAGCCGAACAGCAGGAGUUCAUUUUGUAUGUGGCGGCUUGGCGGCGUGCUCUGCCACUGUGGUCUGCCAGCCUCUGGACACACUGCGGACUCGCUUCGCAGCACAGGGAGAACCCAAGGUGUACAGGAACCUGCGACAUGCUGUGUCUACAAUGUGCCGCUCAGGGGGAGCACUGACUUUCUACCACGGUCUGUUGCCAACACUCAUGGCCGUGUUUCCUUAUGCUGGGCUGCAGUUCUUCUUCUACAAUGUCUUUAAGGAGCUGUUGGCUCCACCCCCCAAUUCUGGAAAGUCUGGAGGGAACAUGAGAAGCCUGGUCUGUGGCAGUGGAGCUGGAAUAAUCAGCAAAACACUCACUUAUCCCUUUGACCUCUUCAAGAAGAGGCUGCAGGUGAGAGGCUUUGAAGCAGCCAGAGUUCACUUUGGACAGGUGAGGAAUUACCGAGGCUUGGUGGAUUGCAUGGUUCAAAUAGCCCAGGAGGAGGGCGUCCGAGGCUUCUUUAAAGGCCUCUCGCCCAGCCUUGUGAAGGCUGCACUGUCCACGGGCUUCACCUUCUUUUGGUAUGAGUUUUUCCUCAAUGCCAUACAGAACCUCAGUGAGAGACAGAAAACAAACAAUAUCAUUCAAAACCCAGAGGAAAGAUAAUGGGAGAGAAAACACUUUGCAUUGUUCUUUGCGCUAAAAAACUGGGUAGCCGUUUGGUGGUGGGUUUAUUGUGUUUACGUACAGUAUAAAAAUGAGUCAACACAACCUCAUCAUACUUGUUCUUGUCACUACACGUUGUGUUGUUUUUUUUAAAAAACAAAAAUGUAUUUAAUAUUUUAUCUUGGGUUUUAGGGAUGAUGGUUUUUAACUAACUUUUCUUGACAGUCACUCAUUAAAUGAAGAGUUUUCUAUUUAUGACAAGCCAAAUGCACUGUUAAUGAAGAUAUUUAACCUUUUAAAAAUGUGUUUGUGCCCAAAUGUCAGUCCAACACAAAACUUUCAGGUCAUUGUGGUUUUUUUAAAUAAAUACAUAAAAGUU